Molecule: messenger RNA, 2932 nt
Organism: Suillus plorans
Lineage: Eukaryota; Fungi; Basidiomycota; Agaricomycetes; Boletales; Suillaceae
Exons: 5
Coding region: 17-2932 (971 amino acids)
Source: RefSeq, a predicted model, not a curated record
GGAUCCGUCGCUGACUAUGAGCGUCGAGCAGAACGAGCUCGACGACGAGCACCCACUCGUCCUCGAACUCUCCAGUCUCAGACAAACAGCAGCUCGAUUUCAGCAUGAAGCACACCAAGCUGCUCUCAAACUCCAGCGUCACACUCUAGCAACAGCCCAAACAGACGACCGCUUACAUUUCCUCGAAUCACAACAUUCCUUGCUCUUAUCUGAGCUAGCUACCCUCCGUGCUCACCCCUUACCCAACUCUCAAUCAGACACACACGUCGUCCAAGAACUCACUCUGGCCCUAAGACGCUCUUCCGAGAAACUCGAUCUCACAGAACAUGCACUAGCAGAAAAGAUAGCUGAACUCGUAAACACCCGCACCGAAGCCCAAAAAGCCCGAUACAACGCAGAAGGCGCGUAUAAACUCGCAGCAAGUGUUCGUGCACGCGAAGAGGAAGGUAAAGUCCGCGAACGUAGCUUGGAAACGCGUCUCCAAGCUGCAGAGGAAGAACGCAGGCUCAUAGAGCUCGUGGUACACGAGUAUGCUGAUCUCGUACGCAGUUUGGAUGGCAGGAAGAGCUCGCUUGGUAAUGGGGGCGCGGUACUGCAAAACGCAUCUGCGUCUGCGUCUUCUCUCACCCUCGUCGAAGGGCUCCAUGAGGGCAAAUCAAACUUGCAUCGCCUUACGACCGAAUUUGCUUUCGAGACCGAGAAACGCGAAACGAGCAUCACCCAGCUACGCAAUGAAAUCACAAAUUUGGAGAACAUCCUCGAUGCUGAGCGUAAAACAGCCGCUCAUGACCGUGCUCACCUCGCAAAAGCGCAGUCAGAAUUAGAAGCACUAAAGCUAGACGAUACCACAGCAGCCAAGAUGGUUUCCCGAUACAUGAAAUUCUCGCAGUCUCAAACUAAUGCCCUUCAAUCCACACUCACGACUCUCCAAACACGACACACAUCUAGCCAACACACUCUCCAAUCAACGAUCAACGACGCUGAAGCACGAAUGCACGCUCACAUAGCCGAGAAUGCACGCCUUCGUGACGCCUUAGAAGAGCUCGGCGAAGAAGUAACCAGGGAAGCAUAUGGACGGCGAAGGGAAGUCGCACUACGUCUUGCUCUUCUCGCACGCGAAGAAGCGCUCAGUGAAGCCCUACGCCGAUGGGUUCGAAGAGCCCAAGAAGGUAUGCACCGCUGCGCAGACGCAGAUAGUCAAAUGUAUGCAGCUUUUGAGCGGGCAGUGAAAGAUGCAGAAAGUCUCUUGGUGACGCUGGAUGCGGAAGUAGCUGGGAGUUUGGUUACUGGUGUGUUUGGGAGGUUGGUUCUUGCUAAGGACGCUGUGAUGAGAAUGACUGAAGAGGUUGGGGUGGAGGUCGAGAGAAGAGUAGCUGCUGAGCGGAGGAUUUCCUUGGGCAUGGGGUCUCUUGACGAGAUUGCCCACGAACAGACUAUUUCAUCGCCUGCUGUCUCGAUCCUCAAUCUGACGCAGACCCCCGCUACGAAAGAGGUGUAUACUUUACCGCAGUCUGCCGAACUGCCCGCGCCUUUGGUGCCCGCGAAUGAGCUGCCUAUGGAGCCUGUUGACAUGGAUAGAAUGCUGGAUACUCAAGAAGUCAAAUUGCACAUUCAAACACCUGACACUAAAGGUACACCUUUGCCCGUCAUAGGCGAGAUCACGCCUGGUACCUCGCGGCUGCUUCUCGAUUUACCCGCCGAUCCAGGUCGGUGUACUGCAGUAUCAAUCCUCGAUCUGGUGCAGAUCCCUGCUGGGGAAGAGGCGUGUAUUUUGCUGCCUUUUGUCGAAUCGCAUACGUCUUUGGCUUCCGCCAAUAAAUCACUCAUAGAGCCUGACACCGAUGGAACUUCAGAUACUAAGGAUACCCCACCACCCCUUCUCCUAACGAAUCUCACAAAACAGGAAGAAAGUCCCACUAACCAAUUUCUGGAAAGAAAGGAGGAUUCCGGUGUCUUCUUCACUUCAGCUGCUACAAACGAAAUCUCAUCCUUAUUGGCCUCCCUCAGCGAAGUCAGCCACCGCUACGACACCCUCCAACACGCAUUCCGCGAUUGCUCUCUCGCGCUCAAAGACCUUAAACGCUUGCUCCCCCCCAUCGCCAUCGCCUCCCCGCCGACACUAACACCAACACCUUCUCACUCUGCCAGAUCCUUCCUUCGCACCGCCCUAGAGCGCAUAUCCGACUACACCGAAGACGUCCGUGUCGAGCUCGAAAUCCGCAUCACAGACGAAGCACUCGCCAUUCGCGGUUUUGAGACCCUCCUCACCGUCCCAGGCGCGCUUUCCCUUUCAUCGGAUUCGAAGUUGGACCUUGAAGAAAUGCGGGCUUUUGUUGAUGGACGUGACGAGGGUGUGAGGAGAGCUAGGGAUAGGCUUGAGGAAAAAUUGGUGGAUGUACAGCAUGAUGUAGCGGUUGUUAAGCGGGCUGUGCAUGACUUUCAGGUUCAGCUUGACGAGGAGAGUGAACCAGAGGAAGACAAAAGCUGGUCUGCAUGGACAUCAAGCCUCCUCCCUCGUUCAUCCACGCCUACACCAAGCCAAGCGCCUACAUUUGGUUCUAUGAUGACUUCUCCGCGAUUGCGGCGUUCCUCCUCGGUGAAGCAACUAUUUUCGCUUGCAGAGCUAGAGUUGAGAAUUCCUAUGCCGUUGCCUGCGUUGAUACCUCAAGCUCAGCCUGCGUAUGGAGCCCUUGGACUUGGGGUGGGAUCUGGAGCUGCACCGGGGUUGGGACGUCAACGGACGAUGUCAAUGAUGUAUUCGUUGGGGAUCGGGUCUAGGGCUUCGGUUUCGACUUCGGCGUUGGGGUCAGUGUCGUCAUUGGGGAUACCUGGGAUGUCACCUGUGAAGAAUGGGGGAGGCAGGAGUAGGUUUGUCACGACCCCGCUCACUGGUGAGACCCGCCGUGAUCGUGAUGAUAGUGAUGUCGAGUGA